CUAUACCGAACAGUGGAAAAUUUUUAUGGUAGUUACCAUAUAUCCUGUCUGACAACAGACAAUAUUUGUAUCAAUGAAGGAAAAGAUAUCAUUCAUAUAAACAAAACAGGUGACACUUAUUUAUUCCAGCAUUAUUUACCUGAAUUCGCUUUCAACGGUUUGCAUACAAUGGACAAGGAGAACGAAUUAAUAUACAUCAAUAGUGAUUACGACAUAUACAGAUUGUCUUUAGAAACGGAAACAAAAAUCCCGUUAUUACAGACCAAUAGUAGUACAUGGAAACCUCAUUGUGUGUACUGUUCGCCUUUUUCUAUGGAUCUACUCGUCGGAAUGUUUAGAAAAGAUCUGAAAAUAGGUAUAGUUACCCGGUAUAGCAAUUCCGGAAAACUGAAACAAUCAAUAAUCUGCGACAAGUUUGGGCAGGAGUUGUAUAACGAGCCUCGUUAUAUAACUGAAAAUAACAAUGGAGACGUGGUAGUGUCCGACUCAGACUGGGAGACAGGUGCUGUAGUUGUUACAGACCGUGGGGGUCAACAUCGUUUUACCUACACAGGAGAUCCCUCUGGAUCAGGACUAUUACCACGUGGAAUUUGCACGGAUGGAUUGUCACACAUCAUAGUGUGUGAUAGUUCAUCGAAAAAAAUACAUGUUAUCGAUGAAGAUGGACGUUUCCUUUCAUACAUAUUUAUUAACUCAAAACUUAUGUCAGAAGCGUCCUGUUUGAGUUAUGCUUUUCCCGAUGACCUUUUCUUGGUUGGAUCAUAUUACGGCAACAAGAUAGGUGUCUGUAAAUAUGUAGCUGAAAAAAUUGAAGCUAACACUGACAAAACUGAAUGUCGAUUUUUUCUCUACGGUAAUACCCCGUGCAUUUGAGAUAAAGGAUAACAGCAUGAGCAGGAUUUGGACAUCUUAUCUCUGUUCAGCGACUUAAUGAUUUUGAACUGUUUGUAAAUAUAAUUCACUUGUAAUGUUUUUAAAAAUGUGUGUGUG
Messenger RNA from Magallana angulata, 990 nucleotides. RefSeq lists its product as uncharacterized. The record is from RefSeq and is a predicted model, not a curated record. Lineage: Eukaryota; Metazoa; Mollusca; Bivalvia; Ostreida; Ostreidae. Bases 169 to 873 code for a protein of 234 amino acids. Gene Ontology annotation, cellular component: extracellular region. The transcript is spliced from 2 exons.